AUGAUUAUCUUUUGGGAUCCUGUAUUCCUGUUGAAUACUGGCCUUGAUACUGUCUUCUCUGUCUUUUCUGUCUCUCUCUGUUGUUUUGUGUUCCUCGUCAUCGAUCCAUCGUCUUUGCCUGUCUGCCUUCGCCGUGCCCAGCAUAAGAGCGAAGGCGGCGUUGCAACUGCCUCCCCUGACCCCAACCGGAGGGUAGAUCCCACUCUUAACCCAAUCACAAGGAGGCCGGGACCUGGACGUGGUCGCCCUAAGAAGCAGCAAAACACGGCCCAGGGGCAGUCCCCCGCCAGCACGGCUUCGGUUUCCGAGACGGGAACCACCGGCCCCAGUGUUACCCCGAUCCCUCCCCCGGUUGUUCCUGGUGCUCCCGGUCAGAGCACCACCGCGAUCCCCGUCCCCGUUGUUCCUGGCAUGCCCGUUCCGCCCGGUGGUAUGCAUCCUGCUGCCAUGGCCCAGGUUCAUGCCCAGGCCCAGGCCCAGGCCCAAGCCCAAGCCCAAGCCUACGCACAGCAGCAGCAUGCUCAGGCUCAACUUCAAGCUCACGCGCAAGCUCAGGCUCAUAACCAAGCCCAGGCUCAGCAGGCCCGCGUCCAGCAAAAUGGACGAGGCGGGAACCAGGCUGGCGGUCAAGGGCCGGCUAACCAGGGUGUCCAGGCUCAAUCUGGCGGACAGUCGGCUGAUGGAGAUGAUGUUGCCGUGGACCCUAGCCUCGAGGAUGGCGACAACGACGAGCAGCAGCACCCCAACAAGCGACGCAAGAUGGAACAGGACCCUCUGGACGACGCGGCGGUGCUGAAUGCCUUGGCCGCCCACAACGACCCAGCAUCAACCGCCGCACACUUUGCGCCAGAGCUUAAGGUCCCAGCAACCGUGAUUGCGGGCAGGUAUGCGGGCCUGAGAUAUUCGUUUCGGUAUAAGUCACCCGUUUUGUUAUCUCUCGUUUCCUAUUCGUUGCCUGUGAUGAAAUGUGAUAACAGUGUUCUCAUAGCGAGUCGGGUUUCCUUCCCCUCUUUCGGAUCAACCUCAACUAUCUGGUCUUCCUCUAGCCAUCAGCCCAUUGCUGCUCACGUUGAACUCAACAAGCCAGUCAACAGAACCGUGUUACGCGCUUCUCGCCCAACAACACUCGUCACAAUGUCUAAUGCCGACGAGAUCCCCAAGGAGAGCAAGUGGGGCAACGAUGCACACUCAGCUCUCUGCGUAGCUCUCGCCGAGGCCCUGAUUGCUGCUGGAAGCAGUCCCGCGCAGAAGAAAGACCUCAUUAUGGCCGUCAUGAAGGCGUGUGGCCUCGAUGGCUUUACGUGGGAAUCAAUCCGCUGUACCGCCCGCAAACGCGUCUUCCCCUUCCUGUCGUGUCCUUUUCUCUCACCUUCACCACACCCACGAAACUUCUGCGCUAUCUACGCUACAACUACAAACGGUUCAACUUUUUGUCCCACCACCCAGCCCUUCCUUCCGAGAAUUCAUCGCAAAAUGCCGCGUUGGGAUGAGCAGACCCAUAUCGAUCUGAUGAUCACCCUCUACAACGCCUUGCAGCCCAGCAUGACCAAGGAAACACAGGACUUUGUCGUCGAGGCCAUGCGAUCCAAAGGCCAUGACAUUGGAUGGGACGCGCUCCGCUGUAUCCGAGUUCUCUCCCCUUUCCCUCAAACACACAAAGACCCAGCAUCGUCCUCGCCCUUCUCUCACCCUUCCACAAAAACCUACUUCACAUCAACGGAAAGUCCUCGCAUUGCAAUCAAAAUGCCCAAGUGGGAGGAAAUCCGCGAUGAUCUCUUCCGCGCGUACAUGAACGCUACUGGCGUGAUCACCCCGGAGAUGCAGGUCUCGAUCGAGAAGUCCAUGCAACCGUAUGAUCCACCCACAGCUGGUCUUGAUCCAGCACUGUUUGUUUGUGCUAUAAGUUCUCUCCCCUUCUGGUCCCGCUCCUCUCUCCCUCCUUCUCCCCAGCAACCUACACGGUCCAUUGUUGCCGGCUCACCAAUUCCAUCAUCCCAACUCAACACAACCAACAUAUCCAACUCAGUCACCAUGUCUUCGCAGCGGUCUGCGCAGCGAAACUUGACCAGAUGGGAUCAAAAGACUCACGAGGACAUCAUGUUGGCGAUGUUUGAGCAUUUCCGUCCCACGGCAGCUGACAUGAAGGAGAUCGUUGAGCUCCUUCAUGUCCAGAAGGGCCACACCUUCACAGAUGGCGCUCUAUUCCUCAAGAUGGAGGAAGAGGACCACGAAGCACAGUUCUACGUGGCCAAGGCUUCCAAGCCCACCAACUGGGAUCACGAUGCCCAUCUGACGCUGCUCCAGGCCGUCAUGAUUGAGGCGCUUCCUUCGAAGCCCCAGUGGGACAGGAUUCUGCAGCGCUGCUGUAAGAAUUCAAGCCCGUUCUUGCCGCUUUUUCUGCCGCAUUCCACUCGGGUGGGCGGUCACCUUAUCCUCCCCUUGGCCCCUCUUUUCAUUACUACCUAUACAUUUUUUCUGCCGGUUUGGGCCACAUCUCUCCUCCCUCCCUCGCGCAACUCACUUUCCAACUUACUUCCCACCACCUCCUACAACAAGCACCACCACGUCUGCUCUCCAGCCUCAUCCAUCAUGGUGGACUCGGAAACCGAUAAGGUCGCCGAGACCAGAAUGUCGUGGAACCACAAUGCCGACAAGCACCUCAUCGGCUGCGUCGUUGAUGAGAUUGUUCCCGGCGAGGAGACCUACAGAAAUCUUGCAGCGCGCAUGAAUACGUUGGGUUAUGGCUGCACACCCAAGGCCGUGAAGCAGCACCUCCAGAAACUCCGCCGGAAGGAAGGCGUUUCCGCUGCGGUCGCCUCUGACAGCGGCGCUAACACGUCCACCCCGACCAAGGGCCGCAAGCGCGCUGCUCCCGGCAGCGGCGUCAAGAAGACUCCCGGCACCGGUCGCGGCAAGAAGGCUGCUGCUGCCAAGACUGCUCCCUUGGUGAUCAACUCGGACGACGAGGACGACAUCAAGGAGUCUCCGGAGAAGAAGCUCAAGACGGAGGAGAGCAAGGUGAAGGAGGAGUAUGAUGAUGGUGUUGAUGACUACAUGUACCCUAAUGAGAUUUAA
Molecule: messenger RNA, 3075 nt
Organism: Neurospora hispaniola
Lineage: Eukaryota; Fungi; Ascomycota; Sordariomycetes; Sordariales; Sordariaceae
Exons: 13
Coding region: 1-3075 (1024 amino acids)
Source: RefSeq, a predicted model, not a curated record